AUGACUCAAGAAAUCUCUGAAUGCCAGGCGUUGCACCUUUCUGACGGUAGCAAGUGCAUGAAAGAGGCUACACAUGCAAAUGGAGUCUUUUGCUGGUUCCAUUCCAAGAAAGUCUACGGCCUCUAUAGGGGAUACAAACGGCGUAAUGCUUCGCUGGAUACGCUGGAUGACGAGAGCCCUCCAUACCUAAAGAAAGCCAAAAUUACUCUAGCCAACCAGACAUUUGAGGACAUAGAAGACGAAAAUACUCUGAGAGUGGUGCAUUCCCAUUUAUUCGAGAAAUAUGUCCUCAUUGGAAAAGUAAUUGAUGCCCGCAAGCUUCACCAUACGCACUUCUAUUCGCUUCAAAUCGACUAUGGGCACCAAGCGUACAUUGAUAAGCUCAGCAGCCAGCGUCAGAAUAUUCUUACAUCUCUAGAGAGAUUGGAAAAGCGCACUGCUGAUCUACUCUAUCGGAAAGAACAAUGGUUUGCUUGGGUGCGCAGGGCCCAGGAAGAAGAGGAAGCAACUCGUGAGAAGGAGCAGAAAAGAGUCAAGCAAGAGGCUUCCUUGUUCAAACGCUAUCGAGAUCAAUUGCGUACGAGGUUGGAACGAGCUAGGCGAGAGGAAGAAAAGAAAAGCCAAGAUGCAUAUCUCGAACAAGCUUACCAGGAGCGCAUGGCCAUGUCAGCGGACGAGACUGACAACGACGAGGAUUGGGAUCCCAUCAAAGACAUGGAACUUGAUAAACGGACUCAGUACAUUGACUUGAUCAAACACUUCCUUUGGAUGGAUGUCAUCGAUCCCGAUGGCGACAAACAGGAUGCCUCGGUCGAUCCUGUGGCCGCCUCCACAGAGGCUGUUCCAACGCAAGACAGCCAAACCCCUGCUAAGAAAGCAAAGAAAAGGUCGAGUGCCAAGAGAGGUGCCACGAAAUCCGGCAAUAUGGGCAUUUCCGCUGCCGCCAGCCUAGCCGAGAGAGGCCAAAAGAGGCUCAUGGCUAUACAAGAAGGCAAGGAAGCUAGAAAAAAUGCUGACGACCACGUGCCGGACAAGAAGAAAAUCGAAACGGAACGUGAGAUGAGGAAGCGCCUGAGCGAGGGGGUCGACAAGAAGAUGGAGAACAUUUGGGGCUUCCAGCUUGUAGGAUCACUGGAAAAUCCUCAUGAGACCUAUACCAGAACGGCACCGAUGACGGAUGAUGAGAUUGAGUCUGCCGUCAAGGAUAUUAGGGAGAUCAAAUUGCUACUCUUCUGCCGGCUGCUGCUUGCGCAGGCUUCAAUUCUGCCGGCUGCGCUCCGUUCCAACAGCGUGGAGGAAUUUCUCAAUGAUGUCGAUAUAGUGGACUCGGACUUGCGAGAUCUCUGUUUAAAGUUGGAAGAUCCUUCUCUGCAGCAAAUUCGAGAUGCAUGCGCAGAUUUCGCACGCGGAGAUGAUGCGGAAGAAGAAGCUGAGGACCUGUCGGACGAAAGUGAUACCGACGAUGAAGAUGGCGACACCUUCGCCGACAUGGUAGCUGAUAAUGAUCGAUAUGCACACCUCCAUACUGACAACUGGUUGGCGGAAAAGCUGUUCCCUGACGAGCUAAAGCCCCGCAAGGACAGAACCAAAUCCUCAUCACAGAAGAUUCGAGUUACUCUAUGUGGCAAGAGUGUAUGGAACCAUGCCAGCGAAAAGGCAAUGUCUCGAGACGGCUGGCUACAGUUCUCCAUCAUAGCCAAAGACUGUGACCUUAAGCAUGCCAUUCAGCUUUGCCGGAACUGGGCCGAAUUCUCAGAUUUGAACCUGCUCACCCAUUGGCAGUAUUUCCCUGCUUCUAACUGGGCUUCCUGGGGCACCAAUAGGCUUAUUCAACAGCUACAAGAGCUAGAGUUUUUCCCCUACUUUAUCGAUCUCGACGCUCAACAAUACAGCCGCCAUCUUCAAGUUGGUGGCCGGAGCAAGAUUCGGCGCCAGCAUGACAUAGUCGAGGGGAGAAACAUUAUUGUCGGUCACAUGAAGCGCAGCAACCCCGUCACCCGGCGGUUUCUACAAUACCUUACUAUGCGGACUGGAGAGAUACUGGUUCUGGUAAGAGAUGGUAAAACUGGCCGCGUGAUAACGGCACCUCGCGAUAAGCACCUUUGGACUUAUCGUAGGAAGCACGGCGUUGGUAGGGCUUCAAAGAAUGAAUGGGACAAUGUUCUAGAGGUGGGCCCUGAUUACUUUGAUAUGACUGACUCUCUGAGAGAAUGGCGCUUUGAAUUCCAGGACUAUUAUGAUGUUUUCAUUUGGAGCUUCGUGCCGGAUGAAUCGCCGAUGGAUAUGUAUAACGUUGUGAUAACAGAACUUCGUAUGGCAUGGCGCCUAACACAUCCGCGGGAUUCAUAUUUGCACAUGAAACCGCUGUUGCGCACAUUGACCAGAGAGAAAGACACUAUGCGCACUCGCAAAAUAGCGCCGGGCGAAGAUGUCGAAAGUAUCUGGGACCAUGUGAUGAGCGAGCAGGUCCAUUUCAGGCUUUUCAAUAUCCAGAAGGACAAAAUAACUUCCCGAACCACUGACGAGCUGGGCGAUUCUCCAUACAUGUUUUACAAUAAAGCCAACGUCGUUGAAGACGAGAUUCUAUUUCCAGACGAGGCUGGCUCCAACAAGAAGAGGGUCCCUUUCCGAGAGAUUCGGAAUGGUAUUAGUCGCAUUGAGACUGCCAAUCAUCCUAGCAGCGUCCGACAGCUCGAAAAAAGCUGGGCGUUGGCUCGUGAGGGUAAAGAUCCUGCCGCCGCUUUUGAAGAAACGCUAGACAGCGAUGAAGGUAGCAUUUGGGCCCUUCCAAAGGUAUGGCAGACUGCCUUUGGACAGUUUCCUCAAGAGACUCUUUCAGUGCAGCAGCGCAUGCUUCUCAGUCGUACUGGCCUUGACACCGUCAGCCCGGCUCAGCUGUUGGCCGAUAGACUGGAAGAUGCAGAUUUUAUGGAAAUUAUGGAACGCGACAGAUCCUUUGGAUUCAAAGAGGCAUUCCACCAGGGAGAUCUCGAACCAGGUAGUAACGAAAAGUACUCUCAAGUCCAAGAUAAACUUGGCGCCAUGCUCAAAACUGCUCAUACCGGAUCGACUGACUGGGUUUUCUUACUUGUCGAAAUCCUUGACUGGCUUCAGAUUCGAGCAGACUACGACGACUACGCCCAGGAUCCAGCUGCUCCAUGGCCUCAUCCCUUCAUUGUUCAGGAUUUAGUCCAGGCCUUCGUGAUGGUGGCCAUGUUUUUCCCAGAGUCAAAUGUGACGACCAACGUGACAGCAUUCCUGAAAUCCGACGAAUGCGAAAGCUUCAGAAAUUCUCUCUUGUUCAAUCCACAAGAACGGUGUAAAUCUCUGCCUGAUCGAAGGAGUCGGACAAGCUACAGAUACCGUGAUAAGAAAUUCUGGGAUGAGUGGAACAAGAUUGCAGAAGGUCCAGGAUAUUUCACAGACAUUUUCCCUCUCGAAUGGAGCCUGAACAUCCGCCCAACUAUAGCCAAACUGUACCGAGCAGGAAUCAUCGCCGGAGCCUAUUGCCAGAACGAUCCGCAAAUCGUCCCGGGAGUGGCCGUGGCAGCGAUGGAACCUCAUCGCCCAGACGAACUGGACCUUUUCAUCUGCUACGAGGAUAAAUACAAAAACUUUCCACAAAUCUUCCCGCCCUCCUUUAUCGGACCAGAUAAAUGGACAACGCUGCUGCCCCACGCUCAGGCGUUUGCAAGCAAACAUCAGGGCGCGCGUUUCGCUCUCCUUCGGCUCUGGUCAGCGCCACACUUUUACCCUCUUAUGGUCGGACUGCAGAACCGACAGGGCAACAGCUUCGUUGACAGCGUCGGCCGUUCCUGGGAGUGGAAGUUUGUGCCCAAGGACAUGCCUGGCAGCGAGUUUAGCAUACACCACACUAUAAGCACGAGGCUAGGACUAUUGAAGGAGCAGUUUGGCGACCGAGUGUAUAGCAGGGCGGAUUUGAUCCUCGUUAUGGGAGAGGAUGUAGCGGAUUUGCUAAAGCACUGUGUGGCCGUGACGUUUGCUGUGCAGACGAAGCCGUGGCUGAGAGAAGUUGAUCUGUGGAAGAGCUUUAUUAAUGUCGAGCUCGAGUUUCUGCAGCAGUUGGAUCCUUACUGGCUUGACUGA
Molecule: messenger RNA, 4107 nt
Organism: Trichoderma gamsii
Lineage: Eukaryota; Fungi; Ascomycota; Sordariomycetes; Hypocreales; Hypocreaceae
Exons: 5
Coding region: 1-4107 (1368 amino acids)
Source: RefSeq, a predicted model, not a curated record